GGUAAACAAUACAAAAUACCUUUCCAUAAUACAAAGUAGGUUACUUAGUUAUUAUUGAGUGGUUUAGCACAAAUUUCAAUAUUGUUUCAUUAAAAUCAUUGAGUAUUUGUAAGCUCAAUCUAAUUUUAUUAUAAAUAUUGCAUUAAUUGCAUUUCUUUGUCGAGACAGCGGCUGCAGUAUAAAGUUUGCAUGUCAAUUGCUGUAACAAAUAUUAUACACUGGGUAACUGCUAAUUCCAGUUGUGUGGCAUACGUGCGAGACUGCACCUUUGUGCGGAGUGAGACUGCAACAAGUCUACAAGCUUCGUGUUCAUAUCUUGCUGCUACAUCGGGCACCUCAUCAACAUCGGUCAUCGUCAUCACUCGCAUUUAAGUAUUGUUUUGAUUUUUGUUGGCUGCAUUAUUAUUGGUUCCAAAUAUGUCAGUUUCAUGUGAGGAUUCUAGUAAGCUCACUGUGGAGGAAAAUGAAAGGAAACUUAUCAGGAAGCGAGGUAUUUGUAAACAAAAAUUAACACAUUUUAAAAAAUAUUUAGAAACAUUAGAGUCAUCUCUUUCAGCUGUAAAGAUUUGUGAGUUAAAUUUGAGAUUAUCUAAAAUAGAGGAAUUGUACACAGAAUUUGAUCUCAUCCAAUCUGAAAUCGAAAUUAUCUCCCAAAUUCCAGAGCAUCAGUUCACGGAGCGGGAGGAGUUCGAACUCACUUAUUUCGAAACAUUGGCAACUGCACGCGAGCUGAGCGGCCGCCAUGCAGAGGCUAAUGCUACGAGCAACACUACGGGCAGCGAGACGGGUACAGUACUUGCCGCACCAACAGGUCUGAAAUUACCCACUAUUAAGUUGCCUACAUUUUCUGGUCAGUAUCAAGAUUGGCUUGAGUUUCAUGACACAUUUACCUCCCUUAUACACAACAAUAACACAAUACCAAAUAUCAAUAAGUUUCAUUAUUUGAGGGCUGCAUUAAAGGAUACAGCGGCUUUAGUUAUACGUUCUCUUGAAUUUUCCUCGGAAAACUAUGAAGUUGCUUGGGACUUGCUGUGUGAUAGGUUUAAUAAUGAUCGAGUGUUAGUUAACAGUCACAUCACUAAUUUGUUUAAUAUGCAACCAAUUUACAAGGAAUCAGCCCAGGCUUUGCGGGGCAUAAUUGAUAGUACUAAUCGAAAUCUCAGGGCUCUGAAUACCCUGAAGCUGCCUACAGAUCAGUGGGACAUACUCAUUAUUCAUUUUGUAGCUGCUAAAUUGGACCCUAGCACAAAUAGGGAAUGGGAGGAAGAGAGAAACAAAAUGAAAGUUCUUCCGACCCUUAAAGAUUUUUAUGAAUUUUUGAAAUCUCGUGCGGACAUGCUGGAGGCUAUGGGUGCUGAUAUAUUCUGGAAUGUUUUAUUGAACAACAACAUUUCUUUGGGUAAGCACAAGCCCACACUUAGCGAUACGAAGCUGGGAUGGUUGGUCUCAGGUUCUGUACCGAGUUAUCAAGGUAUCCCUAAGCACUUCACCGUCCACUGCCAUCAUUUGUGUGAGAAUCAACUCCACUUUGAGAUGUCUAAAUUUUUCGAGUCUGAAACAAUUAAUAGUCCUGAGAGUUUAACUCCUGAACAGAAACAGUGCGAACAAGAUUUUGUUGCCAAUACAAGGCGAGAUAGUGAGGGCAGCAGGGAUCUGGCUAGGUUCUUGAAGGCGAGUGGUGAGGAGAUAGGUGUCUCGGCAUCAGAGUUAGCGAUUAACUUUAAAUUUUCUCCCGCGUAUUCACCACACUUUAACGGCUUAGCAGAAGCAGCAGUAAAGUCGAUUAAGCAUCAUCUAAAAAGAGUUUUAACACUUACCAAUUUAACAUACGAAGAAAUGUACACUCUAUUAGUAGGGAUAGAAGGCAUACUCAAUUCUAGGCCCAUAACUCCUCUUUCUUCCGAUCCCACUGACCUAAUCCCACUUACACCGUCCCAUUUCCUGAUCGGAAGAACAAUGACCAAUAUUCCAGAGCAAAUAGAUGAUCAGAGGCCAUUACACCUACAGACUAGAUAUGAAAGAAUAAGCACAUUAAAGGGCCACUUCUGGAAACGAUUCUACAAAGAAUACUUUGCUGAGCUGCAAUGCCGCCAAAAAUGGAAAGGUGAUCACAGUCAACUUCAUCUAGGCGAGAUGGUGUUGGUCAAGGACGAUCGAUUGCCUCCGAACCGCUGGCUGCUUGGACGUGUGGUCCACCUCUACCCUGGCUCAGAUGGCAUCGCGCGAGUAGCAGACAUCCAGACGACCUCAGGGACUCUACGGCGCGCCUACAACCGGCUCUGCCCGCUACCUGUUUUGGAAUCUUCGCUUCCAACGGGGCCAGCAUGUGAAGUAGCAGCAAACUUAAGUUAAUAAAAUAAUAUGUGAAGUGGCAACACCGCGCUUCCGCCCGGCGUAGGCGCCAUCAUCUGUGUCUUGCAUUGACAUUGACCUUUUCGUUUCCGCGCUCUGGCUGGUACUUGUGCCAGCCAGAGCGCCGCGUGUGAACUC
This is a messenger RNA of Aricia agestis (brown argus), 2490 nucleotides long. RefSeq lists its product as uncharacterized. The transcript is spliced from 3 exons. Lineage: Eukaryota; Metazoa; Arthropoda; Insecta; Lepidoptera; Lycaenidae. Gene Ontology annotation, molecular function: nucleic acid binding. The coding region runs from base 418 to 2352 and encodes 644 amino acids. The record is from RefSeq and is a predicted model, not a curated record.